Messenger RNA from Durio zibethinus, 1563 nucleotides. RefSeq names its product putative glucose-6-phosphate 1-epimerase. Gene Ontology annotation, cellular component: cytoplasm. Gene Ontology annotation, molecular function: carbohydrate binding; glucose-6-phosphate 1-epimerase activity. The record is from RefSeq and is a predicted model, not a curated record. NCBI's taxonomy places the organism in Eukaryota, Viridiplantae, Streptophyta, Magnoliopsida, Malvales, Malvaceae. Gene Ontology annotation, biological process: carbohydrate metabolic process.
AGUAAUUAAAAAGAAAAAAAAAAAAAAACGAAAGAGGAAAAGGAGAAAAAGAGAUUGACAUGGUUGGAAAUUUCUGCUUAUAGUAAUGAAUUAAACUAGUAUAAAAAAGGGAAAAGCAACAGAUUUGAUUUUCGAGUUUCCAAAGAACAAUCUAGAAUCAGUGUCUUAAGUGAUUCUAUGUCGAGCGAGAGAGUCCCCGUUGAGUUGUCCAAGGGCGUUAACAGCUUCGAAAAAAUCAUCCUCCGUGAGAUUCGUGGCAGCUCCGCCGAGGUGUAUUUGCAUGGAGGCCAUGUGACAUCUUGGAAGAAUGAGAAUGGAGAGGAGCUGCUUUUUGUCAGUAGUAAGGCAUUAUUCAAGCCUCAAAAAGCAAUUCGUGGAGGAAUUCCAAUAUGUUUCCCUCAAUUUUCAAAUCAUGGUCCUCUUGAGCAGCAUGGAUUUGCUAGAAAUAGGAUUUGGAGCAUUGACACUGACCCACCUGCUUUUCCAACAAACUCAUCCAGUAAAGCUCACAUUGAUUUGAUCCUUAGGCCUUCUGAAGAAGAUAUAAAGAUUUGGCCUCACAGUUAUGAGUUCCGUCUGAGGGUAGCUUUGGGACCUGGAGGAGAUCUAAUGUUAAUAUCUCGCAUCAGGAAUACAAAUACUGAUGGGAAGCCGUUUACAUUCACAUUUGCGUAUCACACUUAUUUUUCUGUUUCUGACAUCAGUGAAGUUCGUGUUGAAGGAUUAGAGACACUAGAUUAUCUGGAUAACUUACAGAACAAGGAGCGUUUUACUGAACAGGGAGAUGCAAUAACAUUUGAAACAGAAGUGGACAAGAUAUACCUCAGUACUCCUACUAAAAUUGCAAUUCUGGAUCAUGAAAAGAAGAGAACCUUUGUAAUACGCAAAGAUGGACUCCCUGAUGCUGUGGUGUGGAAUCCCUGGGAUAAAAAGGCAAAGGCUAUUGUUGAUUUCGGAGAUGAUGAAUACAAGCAUAUGCUCUGUGUGGAGGCCGCUGCUAUUGAGAAACCCAUCACAUUGAAACCUGGUGAGGAAUGGAGAGGAAGGCAAGAACUUUCUGCUGUUGCUUCUAGUUACUGUAGUGGGCAACUUGAUCCUCAGAGAGUCCUCCAGGGCAGCUGAAAGAUCCAUUACUGUGGUCAUUAUAUGUACAGGAAUUAUGAUGAUGGAUCCAAGCAGGACAAUUUUAUUCACCUCCUGGAUUUUUGUUGGUUGAAGGAUUAUGGAAUAAUGUUGCAUUCGGUGAUGAAUGUUUUUUAACCAAAAUACAAAUGGAUGACAAUAUUUGCGGACCAAAUAGAAUUACUGAUAUAUUGAUGUGAAAUUGCAUGAUCUUUUCAAUGGUCUCCUCUUGUGCCAAAGUACGUUGUUCCUUCGCUGCUGUUAUAUUUGUUUUUCACAAACUAAAGUAAACAAUUACUACUGUUGUUAUUAUCAUUUUUAUUAAUGGUGAUGUUGUUGAAGGCUGUUUUGUUAUUCCAGCUGUGGAUGAGCUAUGGGCUGUCUUGUGAAUUGACUGAACAGCAGCUCAGGCUUUUGUAAGAAUUUACUAAUUCAAAUUUA